CUCACCCGAAAAAACUCGCUACUGACGCCGAGUUCGACUCGUUCUUCUUUAAGCUCGGAACGGAAGCUCCUUUUCUUUCUUCUCUUCUUCUUCUUCUUCUUUUUCUUCUUCAUCGGCGGGGAAAAGAAGAGGCUAGGUUUUUAGGGUUGUUGGGAUAAAGAUCCGGUGAAGAGGCCAAUGGAGAUUUCAGAGAAGAAGGAAGCGGAGAUAAAGGGUUCGAAUCCUCAGAGUCAGACACUUGUGGAUGCAUUGGCCGCUUCUGAAAAAGAAGCAGAAGAGCGAGAAAGGCAAGCACGCGAACUCAAAGCCGGUUUUCAUCCUUUAAAGCAUAAGUUUGUAUUUUGGUACACCCGUCGGACACCUGGAGUUCGGUCCCAAACAUCAUAUGAGGACAACAUAAAGAAAAUUGUGGAGUUCAGUACGGUUGAAGGUUUUUGGGUUUGUUACUGUCAUCUGGCUCAUCCUUCUUCUUUGCCAAGUCCAACUGACUUGCAUCUAUUCAAGGAAGGUAUCCGCCCUCUGUGGGAGGAUGCUGCUAACUGCAAUGGUGGAAAGUGGAUAAUACGAUUCAAAAAGGCAGCGUCUGGUCGCUUCUGGGAAGAUCUGGUUCUAGCAUUGGUCGGAGAUCAACUUGAUUAUGGGGACAACAUAUGUGGUGCAGUGUUAAGUGUUCGCUUCAAUGAGGACAUUUUGAGUGUCUGGAAUCGGAAUGCAUCUGAUCACCAGGCUGUGAUGGCUUUAAGGGAUGCAAUCAAAAGACAGUUAAAGCUUCCCCAUAGCUAUGUAAUGGAAUACAAGGCCCAUGAUGCAUCUUUACGUGACAAUUCAUCAUACAGAAACACAUGGUUGAGAGGAUAGGGAUAACUGGGUAAUGGCAGUUCAUAUUUUAUAAUCUUAAAACGUUUUGCUGGUGGUUCAUUUGAUACCAUCUCCACUUUGUGCUAAGUCCAUUUAGUUUAGUGACAAUAAAUUCAUCUUGACCUGAUGACCACAGUCAUUUGAUUUAGUAUUGAGGCUUAAUAACUGAGUAGUUACAAAGUGAUCGGUUAUAAUUCUUGCCUUUUA
Nelumbo nucifera (sacred lotus) is the source of this 1065-nucleotide messenger RNA. Its product is annotated as eukaryotic translation initiation factor NCBP-like. Gene Ontology annotation, cellular component: cytoplasm; eukaryotic translation initiation factor 4F complex. The record is from RefSeq and is a predicted model, not a curated record. Gene Ontology annotation, biological process: translational initiation. Gene Ontology annotation, molecular function: translation initiation factor activity; RNA 7-methylguanosine cap binding. NCBI's taxonomy places the organism in Eukaryota, Viridiplantae, Streptophyta, Magnoliopsida, Proteales, Nelumbonaceae.